AUGGUAUUUAUUAAAUUGAUAAAGAUAGAAGGUUUCAAAUCAUAUCAACAUUUAGAUUUGGCAUCGAAUACAUUCUCACCAGGUUUCAAUGUAAUUACUGGUAGAAAUGGUGCAGGUAAAAGUAAUCUAUUCAGUGCGAUUAGAUUUAUGUUGGGUGAUUUAGGUGGUGGUCAAAAGGAAGAACGUACCAAAUUGUUGUUUACAUACGGUUCGAAAACAGUACAAAGUGGAUAUAUAGAAAUUGAAUUUGAUAAUACCGAUAAUAGAUUUCCUGUAACUAUUGAAUUGAUUAUUGUUAUCGAUAUUAUACCAAAGAAAUCAUUUACAUUAAGAAGAUCGUUCAGUGCAACGAAAGAUGAAUACUCGUUGGACAAACAAAAGAUACCGAAAUCCGAUGUGAAGAGUUUGAUGGAAGCGGCCGGUCUGUCGGCUUCCAAUCCCUAUUUCAUUGUGCAGCAGGGUCAGAUCACCGAUUUGGCGUUGAUGAACAAUCAGGCGCGUCUAGAGCUGCUGAAGGAGGUGGCAGGUGCGCGUGUCUACGAGGAGCGCAAGUCCGAGUCGGUCAAGAUGAUGUUGGACACACAACAGAAGAUCGUGCAGAUCGACGAGUACUUCACCUAUAUGGACGAUAAGAUUGCGCAGCUGCAGAAGGAGCGCGAGGAACUACUGUUGUUCCAGCAGCUGCGCGCCGACAAGAAGCUGUUGGAAGCGUACAUCGCGCAAAUCGACCAGUCGCUCACCGCCGACUUGAUUCGCGGUCACGAGCGUGACAAAGAGGCAAUGUUGAUCGAGGCGGAUCGUGCCGCCAAGGAACUGACGCGGUUGCACGAGGAGCUGAGAAAGGAGUCGACGCUGCUGGCCGAGCGCGGCCUGGAGACGAAGCGCGACCGUCUCGAGCUCGAAUCACUGGAGAAGUUGUUCGAGGAGCACUUGGAGCGUCGCGCCAAAGUAGAAGUCAAUCUCAAACACUUGAAAGAUCUAACCAAGAAACAAAAGUCGCGAUACGACAAACUCCGCGCGGAACGCGACAAGCUCGAAAAGUCAAUAACCUCAACCACCUCGAAAAUCUCUGAUACCCUACCACUCAUUGAAUCAAUCGAUGAAGAACUGAAAACAUUAGAUGAACAAAUCUCAAGCAAUGAAAUUAGAUUGAAUCAAUUGUAUGUGAAACAAGGAAUGUUGAAAUUCAAAUCAAAGGCGGAAAGAGAUGGUUACUUGAAGAAUGAAUGUAAGAAUAUUGGUGAAUCGAUAAAGUUGCUUGGAAAUCAGAUUGGUCAGAUCAAUGGCGAUCUGGAGAGAUCGAAACAGCUGUUUGAGAAGCGUGAACAGUCAAAGGUGGAGAUGCGUAAUCAAGAGGUGGAGGAGCGAGCAAGGAUGCAAGAGAUUCAGGCGGAGAUCAACACGGUAAAGGGAGAGCGUGAAGCACUCGAGAAACAACUGAGAAUCUACCUGCAGAAUGAACAGAUGCAUCGCGCCAAUCUGGCGAAUGUCAGAGAUCAGAUGAAUCGGGCGGAGCGACACUUGCAGUCGAUCGUGCCGCGUGGUCUCUACGAGGGUAUCGCCAAGAUAAACCAGCUACGUGCCGACGGCAAAAUCACUGGUGUGUACGGUCCGCUCAUUGAGCUGAUCGCGUUGCGCGAUGAGAAUACCUAUAAGGCAAUCGAUACGAUCGGUGCCAACAAUCUGUUCCACGUCGUCGUCGACACUGACGACACUGCCGCCAAGCUGCUGGAGAUGAUCAACACCGAUAGUGUCGGACGUAUCACUUUUAUGCCGUUGAAUCGUCUCAAUCUGAAGAAGAGUGCUAAACCACUGCCGAAAGCAACCGACGAGUAUCAGCCGUUGAUCGACAUCCUCGAGUUUGAUCCGAUGUUUGAGACCGCAGUGAAGAUCAUCUUUGGCAAGACGAUGUUCUGCGUGAACAACGAGAGUGCCGAAGAGCUGCGAAAGGAGAACGUCGACUGUGUUACUCCCGAUGGAGAUUUGUUCUAUGCUAAGGGUGCGAUUAUGGGUGGUUAUCACAACACGACGCGUUCGCGUUACCUCGCCUACCUCGAUUAUCUCCAGUGGCGAGAGAAACUGGAGCGCGCCAACCAAGAUAUCGUCGACAAUGAAAAGACAAUCGCAGAGCAACAGAAACAUAUUGCCGAAGUAAACAAGACUAUCUCGCAAAAGAUAGCAGAGCGUGAUACUGUCUCUGCGCAAGUCGAACUGCUCCAAACGGAGCAGCAGUCGGGCGGAUCCAGCUCCAACUUUAGCGAUGCCAUUCGCGAGAAGGAAACUAUUCUCAAGACGAUCCAAGUCGAGUAUUCCAAUUUGGAGCGACAGCUUAAAGGACACGAGGAACAGAUCGACUCGCCUUUUGCAACGACGCUAACGGAGGAGGAGAAAGAGGAACUUGCCAAACUGACAGAGCAAACGAUGAAGUUGAAGGAGGACAAGGUUAGUCUGACACAAAAAGCAUCGGAACUUCAGAUGACCCGUCAUCGUAUGGAAGAUCAAUUGAAGAACAAUCAUCAAAAGCGAAUGAAGGAUAUCGAAGAGGAGAUUCGUCAUCUGCGUCAGUUUGACGAGAGCAGUCCCGACUCGGCUUUGGAGGAAGCGCAGACUGCCUACGAGACAGAAGACAAUGAGGUCGGCAAGCUUGCAGAGACAAUCAAGAAGUUUAAAGAUGAAAAGAAAACACCGAAUCAAGAGCGAUAUCAGCAAUUGAAGACCGACAUUGCCAAGAAGAAAGAGUUGGUCACUGCCACCGAGACAAAGCUGCGUGAAACCGCCAAGAAACUCGAGAGAAUCGUCAUCGAUCUGAAGGAUCACACCACCUCUAGCACCAAGAGUAAAGCACAGGCGACAGCACAAUCUUUGAAUUUCGAGAGUCUCGAAGGAAUGACAAAGAAACAAGCGAAUGAACAGUUGAGACAGGUGAAUGCAGAGAUCAAGCAGUACACCGCGCGAAACUUGAAGGCCGAUGAACAAUACAAGAGUGCGCUGGAAGUGCGUAACGGCUUGCAAUCGAGAAAAGCGGAACUCGAUGAAUCUGUUAAAGCCAUUACCAAUCUCAUUUUGACGAUGGAUGCUAAAAAGGAUGAAGCUAUCGCCCGUACUUUCUCGGGUGUCGGUAAGCAUUUCUCUGAUAUCUUCCGAGAGAUGAUUCCGGGUGGACACGCCAACUUGAUCAUCAAACGAAAGUUUGACAAUGACGACGAAGGUGAAGAACCGAACGAGUGGGAUCAAAACGGUGUGCUGCACAAGCCAGACGAUAUGGAAUACACUGGAAUCGGUAUUAGAGUUUCCUUUGGUGAAGGACAUCAAACACACACCAUGAAGCAGCUGUCCGGUGGUCAAAAGACACUGGUUGCACUCACCCUGAUUUUCGCAUUGCAACGUACUGAUCCUGCGCCUUUCUAUUUGCUCGAUGAAAUCGAUGCAGCACUCGAUCACACCUAUCGUGUCGCCAUCUCAAAGAUCAUUCGUAAGCAUGCCAAGUUCACUCAGUUCAUCGCCACCACGUUUGGACCAGAGUUUGUCAUGGACGCCAAUCAAAAUUGGAUCGUAACAUUCUCGAAAGGUGAAUCGAAGCUGUUGCCCGGUUCGCAAUCCGAUGCACUCAAUAUCAUCAAACAGCUGGACAGCAAUCACAAACAGGAUUUCUCGUAUACCGGUAUCACGCUCGAGGAGGAAUGGACCGGUCCAACGAUGCUCGGUUACCAAGAGGACAAGUAUGUUGUCGAGAUGGAGUAUCAGAAAUGCAAGAAACGUGCACUACGCGCGCUCAAGAAUGCUGAGGAUGCAUGCAACCAGAUGACAGUCUCGGCCAACCUGAUGAACAGCGCGUCGCAAUCAACGCUCGAGUCACUCACCAAUCAACUGGUCGAGAAGAAGAAAGAGUUUGACGCUCUCCACCGAAAAUACCUACGUUAUCUCAAGGAUUACAACGAAGCGAAAUCUCAUUUCAUUAAAUCCGGUGGACAUAUCACAGCUGGCGCACUGGAUGACCCGACUGCCGCCUCAAUGGAAACCGGUGGCGACAACGAAUCAGAACUCUCGAAAUCGCAACUCGAGCAAGAAGACGACGAAAUGCUUCAACUCGAAAAUUCAUUCUCACAAAAAGUUAGAAAAAGCCAUUGGCAAAAGAGAGUCGUUAACAUCACUGCACUCGGUGAUGACGACGAUGAUGAUGACGACGAUUUCUCUUCAUCUGAUGAAGAUGAUGAUGAAAAUAAUAACAAUAACAAUAAUAAUAACUAA
Heterostelium album PN500 is the source of this 4248-nucleotide messenger RNA. RefSeq names its product structural maintenance of chromosome protein. The record is from RefSeq and is a predicted model, not a curated record. The transcript has 5 exons. Lineage: Eukaryota; Evosea; Eumycetozoa; Acytosteliales; Acytosteliaceae. Gene Ontology annotation, molecular function: ATP hydrolysis activity; protein binding; double-stranded DNA binding. The coding region runs from base 1 to 4248 and encodes 1415 amino acids. Gene Ontology annotation, cellular component: chromosome. Gene Ontology annotation, biological process: mitotic sister chromatid cohesion.